AUGGAGAAGUUCAGCGGAAAAGUGGUGAUCAUUACAGGUGCAUCAAGUGGAAUAGGAGAGGCCACUGCCGUUGCCUUUUCAAAACAAGGGGCAAAAUUAACAAUUUGUGGAAGAAACAAAGAAAGACUAGAAGAAACUGCUAAAAAAUGUAGAGAUAAUGGCGCAGAGGUUUUACAAUUAGUUGGAGAUCUAUCAAAGUUUGAAGAAUUGAAACCCGUGAUCGAUAUAACAGUUAGCAAGUUUUCCAGAAUUGAUAUCUUGAUAAACAACGCGGGUCGCCUGGAACAUUGUCCAAUUUCUGAACUCCAGCUUGAUUUAUUUGAAGAUUUGUUUGCGAUUCUUGUUCGUGCACCUGUUUUUCUUUGUAAAUAUGCAUUGCCUCACCUUAAAGAGACAAAAGGUUGCGUGGUCAAUGUGUCAAGUAUAGCAAGUCUCAAAACAUUUCCUUUGACAUUCAAUGUGUCGUACGAAAUGUUUAAGGCAGCGUUAGACAAUUUCACAAGAGGAUUUUCAGCAGAAUGUGCUUCAUAUGGCGUUCGUGUUAACAGCAUCAAGUAG
Molecule: messenger RNA, 558 nt
Organism: Styela clava
Lineage: Eukaryota; Metazoa; Chordata; Ascidiacea; Stolidobranchia; Styelidae
Product: putative oxidoreductase TM_0325
Source: RefSeq, a predicted model, not a curated record